Messenger RNA from Closterium sp. Yama58-4, 2364 nucleotides. The record is from the annotation of a GenBank genome assembly. Lineage: Eukaryota; Viridiplantae; Streptophyta; Zygnematophyceae; Desmidiales; Closteriaceae.
AUGCGGAAGAGGGAGGGAGAGGGGAAGGGAGCUGGAGAGGGGGGAAAGGAAGGAAAGGGGGAGAUUGAAGGAGAGAGAGAGAAUAAGGGAGAGAGGGGGAAGGAAGGAGAGGGGGAGAAAGAAGGGGAAGCGGAGAAGGAAGGAGAAGGGGAGAAGGAACGAGACGGGGAGAAGGAAGGAGAGAGGGAGGAGGAGGGAGAGGCGGAAAAAGAAGGAGAGGGGGAAAAAGAAGGAGAGGGGGAAAAAGAAGGAGAGGGGGAAAAAGAAGGUGCGGGGGAAAAAGAAGAGGAGGAGAAGGAAGGAGAGGGGGAAAAAGGGGUGGGGGGAAAAGGAGGAGAGGGGGGGAAUGAAGGGGAGGGGGGGAAUGAAGGGGAGGGGGGGAAUGAAGGGGAGGGGGGGAAUGAAGGGGAGGGGGGGAAUGAAGGGGAGGGGGGGAAUGAAGGGGAGGGGGGGAAUGAAGGGGAGGAGGGAGAGAGGGAGAAGGGGAUAAAGGAGAGCCUGAAAAGGAAGGAGAUGGGGAAAUGGAGGGGAAGGCAGAGUCGGAGGCGGCAAGCAGACGCGCUGGUAACCCUAUCGCAAGCCGUGCACGAGGCGGCAGACCUGCCGGAAGAUUCCCAGAAGGUGCUGCUGGGCGGUAUGGGGGCGGCGUUGGUAGCAGCCAAGAUGUGGCCGUGUAACCUGUUCGGCGGGCAAGCAGCAUGUAGACCUGUAGCCGACAUUGGCAUGGGCAUUAACCGGGGAAAUGGCGGACCGGAGAGGGGAGCGGGAGGUAUGAGAGGCGAGGAAGGUGCGACAGGUGAGGAGGAGGAGGAGAAGGAGGAGAAGGAGGGGAGUGUGAGUGUGGGGAUGAUGCAGCAGUGUGCUGUUGACCUGGUCAACCCUACCGUUGACUGCGCGUACACCCUGGAGGAGAGGGAGGGGCAGGCACUGGACCCAGACGUGGUGGUGCGAGCGAGGCUGCAGCAUGCGGGCUACGACCCGCCCUGUGAGCCGUGCCUGCAGGCGCUGCACCGCUUCUGGUGUGGCCAGACUGUGCCCACGUGCGGCACCUUUGAGAAGAUUGUGGAUGAAGUGCUGCCGGAGCUGCGCCAGAUAACGACGGGCCAGGAGAAGCCUGACGAGCUCAUAGAAGCCGCCCUCCCUCGCAUGCUCGCAGCCUUUUCUCUCGGGCUGCCCUGCAAAGAGAUGUGCCUCGAAGUCACCUCGCUCUGUAGCUGCGGUCAGAUUACCACCUUUGGGCAGGCGAUGGAAUUUUUGGAGGCUGCCCAUCCAGGAAAGGAGCCCAAUGUAAAGGUGCCCGUUGGAUUCACAACGGGGAUGUCGAAUCGGACGGCUGAGAAGAUCUUCAAGCAUGUGUGGGAUCGCCACGUCUGUGACCUCUUCUCUCCUUCAGAUAUGCCGGGUUUCGAGGGAAAGUGCUACAGGCACACACGAGAGGAGGUCAUGGCGCAGGCGGGGGGCUGUGAUUGGUGCAAGGAGGGUGCGGAGAGGCCUGAUGAGAUGGCGGUGGAGAUUGUGGCGCAAAUGGCGCAGUCUAUAUCGAGUAUGAUGCAGGCUGGGUUGGAGCAGGUUCUCUUUGCCGCAGCCUUCCCCUUAGCUUCAGUCAGCCACCAUGUGUCACGCACCCGUGCUUCUGCUGCUGGCAGAAGCACAGGUGCUGGCAGUGGUGAAAGGGAGGGGGGGGCUGAAGAGGAGGAAAGAGGGAGCGAGGAAGAAGCAACAGAGGCACCUGCAGGGGGCGAAGCAGCAGAAGUCGAACCAGCAGAGGCACGGGCAGAGGAGGAGGAGGAGGAGGAGGAGGAGGUGGCGACAGAGGAAGCAGCGAUCGAAGCGGAGGAGAAGAAAGAGUUUAAUUUGGGGGGGAUGGAGGAGGGGGAAGACAGUGCGGUAUCAUGGGACCCCCGUGAUCAAGUGCUGGGCACUGCUGGAGCUGCAGAUGUCAUGGGCGGCAUGGAGACAGGCGGCCGGGCGGCAGGUGGGUGGGCGGCAGGGGGAAGUACGGCUGGGGGAAGGGCUGGUGGUGGGAGAGAUUCUGGAGUGGUGAGGGGAGGGGGAGUGGAGAGAGGAGAAGCCGGAGCCAUGGUGGGAGGAAGGGACGUGGGGAUGGCGAGUGGUGGGGAUGCAGGAGGGUUGAAGGGAGCAUUGCAGGGUGUUGAGAUGGGUGGAGAGGGAGGUGGCACGGCAGGAGGUGGUGGUGCUGUGGGCUCACAUGACUCUCGUACAACCUUGGGAUCUUCAAUUCGAGCCCUAGAUCUUAGCGCAAAGCUGCUAGCUUCAGCUCGAUUCGAUCAGUCUUACCAGUCCUUCCCUUCAAUCCCCGCCAUAUUCAGCAGCGCGAAGCCGUACGCAACCUUAUCAAGAUGA